AACGUCGGGGGAGCACUCUCUCACUCUAAAAAAAAUAACUACUAGAGAGAGAGAGAGAGGACUUAUUACUGGAAACACAAUCAAAACAACAGUAGAAGCCGCAGUCUCCAGUUCCAACCAAGGUACGUUUCGAAACCCUAGAAAUCGCAAUUUUCGAUUCUCCAUUGAAACACUGCUGUAGACGCAUGUGAAUGUAUACGUAUUCGUUUGGUCAUAGUAUUAGUCUUGUGCAUGUACGGUUUGAGAGUGUUUAAAUGGGGAAAGGAAGACCUAGGUCUGUAGAGAAAGGGGUGUUGGCGCAGAGUUCUACUGUUGCACCAUCUAGUUUGUUAGAUAUACAGUCUGCGCCGGCGUAUUAUCCGACCGAGGAGGAGUUUAAGGACCCUUUGGAGUUUAUCCAUAAGAUCAGGCCAGAGGCUGAGCCGUAUGGGAUUUGUAGGAUCAUUCCGCCGAGCAGUUGGAAACCCCCGUUCGCGUUAGAUUUAGAUAAAUUUGAGUUUCCGACGAAGACACAGGCCAUUCACCAGUUGCAGGCGCGGCCAGCGUCGUGCGAUCCGAAGACGUUUGAGUUGGAGUACAAUAGGUUUUUGGAGGAGCAUUGCGGUAGGAAGUCGCCGAAAAGGAAGGUGGUGUUUGAAGGGGAGGAUUUGGAUUUUUGUAAGUUGUUCAAUGGGGUGAAGCGGUACGGGGGGUACGAUAAGGUUGUGGAGGAGAAGAAGUGGGGGGAGGUUUCUCGGUUCGUGCGGCCGAAGGGGAAGAUUUCUGAGUGCGCAAAGCACGUGUUGUGUCAGUUGUACCGGGAGCAUUUGUAUGAUUAUGAGAGUUACUAUAAUCGGUUGAACCAACAGAAAGCGAAGAAUUACAAGGGGGGAAUGCAUGGUGACCGGAAAAACCAACUUGGGGAUGUUUCUUCAAGUUAUAAAAGAAGGAGGAAGAAUCUUGAGGGCGAGCGUGUAAAAGUAUGUAAGGUAGAGGAGGAACGGCGGGAUCAGAUAUGUGAACAAUGCAGGAGUGGGUUGCAUGGGGAAGUAAUGCUGUUGUGCGACAGAUGUAAUAAAGGCUGGCAUAUAUAUUGUUUGUCACCACCUUUGAAGCGGGUUCCCAUCGGGAAUUGGUAUUGCUUAGAUUGUUUGAAUUCCGAUAAGGAUACCUUUGGUUUUGUGCCUGGUAAGCAAUUCGCCUUGGAAGCUUUCCGGCGUGUGGCUGAACGGGCCAAGAAGAAGUGGUUUGGAUCCACACCAACUUCAAGGGUGCAAUUGGAGAAAAAGUUUUGGAAAAUUGUGGAAGGAUUGGUGGGGGAGGUUGAAGUAAUGUAUGGCAGUGAUUUAGAUACAUCUGUGUAUGGAAGUGGGUUUCCGCGUGCAAAUGAUCAGAGACCAGCAUCAAUAGAAGUUGAGAAAUGGGAGGAAUACUGUGCUAGCCCAUGGAAUCUCAAUAACUUGCCCAAGCUACAAGGUUCAAUGCUUCGGACUGUUCACAAUAGUAUUGCUGGUGUUAUGGUGCCUUGGCUCUAUGUUGGGAUGCUGUUUUCAUCGUUCUGCUGGCAUUUUGAAGACCACUGUUUUUACUCGAUGAAUUAUCUCCAUUGGGGAGAGCCAAAGUAUUGGUACAGUGUUCCUGGUAAUGAAGCCAAAGCUUUUGAGAAGGUAAUGCGGAAGACUCUUCCUGAUUUGUUUGAGGCGCAACCAGAUUUGCUUUUUCAGCUUGUAACUAUGCUGAAUCCAUCUGUCUUACUAGAAAAUGGUGUUCCAGUAUACAGUGUACUUCAGGAACCUGGGAAUUUUGUCAUUACCUUUCCUAGAUCUUACCAUGGAGGUUUUAAUUUGGGUUUAAAUUGUGCUGAGGCAGUCAAUUUUGCUCCUGCUGAUUGGCUUCCUCAUGGUGGUUUUGGAGCAGAGCUAUAUCAGCUGUAUCGCAAAGCUGCUGUUUUAUCUCAUGAGGAGCUUCUUUGUGUGGUUGCCAAGAGUGACUUUGAUAUAAAAGCAUCACCUUACUUGAAGAAAGAAUUGCAUAGAAUUUAUGAUAAGGAGAAGACUUUGAGGGAGCAGCUUUGGAGAAAUGGCAUUGUUAGUUCCUCUCCCAUGUCUCCACGGAAGCACCCCGAAUACGUGGGUACUGAAGAGGAUCCAACAUGCAUAAUAUGCCAACAGUAUUUGUAUCUCUCUGCUAUUGUUUGCCGCUGUAGACCGUCUGCGCUUGUUUGUCUUGAGCAUUGGGAAAACCUAUGUGAAUGCAAACCAAACAGGCAUCGACUUCUUUAUCGUUAUUCACUGGCAGAAUUGAAGGAUUUGCCGCUAAUGACAGAUAAACAUGAUUCUGGAAAUAUAGUCCAAGAUAGAAAUUUGAGAAGACAGCUCUCAUCUGGUGAUGAAUUGGGUGCUUUGACCAAAAAGGUAAAAGGUGGUCAUGUCACUUUUUCCCAACUCGCGGAAGAAUGGCUUCUGAGCUCUUGCAAGAUUUUUAAGGCUCCAUACGAUAAGGAGGUUUAUGUUAAGGCAUUAAAGAAAGCUGAGCAAUUUCUUUGGGCAGGAUCAGAAAUGGAUCCGGUGCGAGACGUGACAAAGAACUUGCUUGAAGCUAAGAGUUGGGCCGAAGGAGUUAGAGAUUGUCUUUCUAAAGUGGAGAAGUGGUCAGCUCAUCGCAGCUGCGAUACAGAAAAAGUGAAAUGGGAUCAUGUUGACAAUUUACUCCAUCGUGAUCCAGUGCCUUGUAAUGAGCCUGCGCUUGUUCGAUUAAAGGAAUAUGAAAAAGAAGCGAGAGCCUUGAGUCAGGAAAUCAGUUCUGCCCUUUCAAAAGGCUCACAACUAUCUAUUGCUGAUUGGGAAAUCUUAGCCACCAGAGUCUGUGACUUUCCGAUAUGUGUCACAGAAAGUGAAAGACUAGUACAGAGUUUAUCAUCUGCAAAGGUGUGGGUAGAAAAUGUAAGGAAAUGCGUCUCAGAAAAAGCACAGACUGCAGUUGAGGCAGAUAUCCUUUACCAUUUACAGUCGGAGAUUUUGGAGCUUCCCCUUCACCCCCCUGAAGUUGAAAUGCUAAUGGGUUUAUUAAGGCAAGUUGAGUUAUGCCAGGCUCAGUGCAAGGAGAUGCUGAAGGGUCCAAUAAAUCUUAAGAAACUUGAGGCACUUUUUCAAGAAUGGGAUGAUUUCACUAUCAACAUUCCGGAGUUAAAACUUUUGAAGCAAUAUCGCAGUGAUGCUAUCUCGUGGCUUUCCCGUUUGAAUGAUGUGCUAGUAAAUAUUCAUGAACGGGAGGAUCAAGAAAAUGUGGUGAACGAGCUGUCUUCCAUUCAAAGGGAUGGAGAAUUGUUGAAAAUUCAAGUUAAUGAGUCAUCUCAGGUUGAGGUUGAGUUGAAGAAGGCUUGUUGCAGGGUAAAGGCCCUGAAGGCUCUUGGAAGUAAGAUGUCUUUGGACUUCAUCCAACAACUAAUGAUGGAGGCAACCAUGCUGCAGAUUGGGAAGGAGAGGUUGUUUGGCAAUAUUUCUGGAGUACUUUCAGCUGCUAUGUUUUGGGAAGAAAGAGCAACACGUAUUCUUGCUAGUGAAGCUCAGAUGUUUGAUUUUGAGGAUGCUGUAAGGACUUCUGAGGACAUAUGUGCUAUUCUACCUUCUCUUGGUGUUGUCAUGGAUGCCUUAUCAGUUGCCAAGUCCUGGUUAAAGAUGUCUGAGCCAUUUUUAGUGUCUAAUUUAUCUUUAUCAUGUGCCUCAAGUUCGCUGCUGAAAGUUGACGCUCUGGAGGAGUUAGUUUCACAGUCAAAGCUUCUGAAGAUAUCUUUGAGAGAACGAUCAAUGCUUCAAUCAGUUUUGGAUAAUUGCAUUGAAUGGCAGAAUGAUGCCUGCUCUACACUGCAUGCUGUGGCAUGCUUCUUAAAUACCGAAAUAACUCAUAAUGAAAUUGCCAGUGGUCUUCUCUCAAAGGUGGAGCAGCAAGUUACUGGGAUGGAGUCAAUCAUAAAAGCUGGCUUAUCUCUUGGUUUAGACUUCUCUGAGAUUCCAAAACUCGAAGAUGCUUCUUCCACUCUUCGUUGGUGCUUUAAGGCCCUUUCUUUCUGUUCUGUUGUUCCCCAGCUUGAGGAUGUUGAGAUGUUGAUGGAGGCUGGACUCCACCUUCCUGUGACGUAUGCAUCUAGUUCUUUGUUUAGCUCAUUAAUUGAUGGGGUAAAUUGGCUGAAGAAAGCUGCAGAAAUUUGUGUACCAUCCAACCGUAGAAAAUUUAAGCUGUGUGAUGCUGAAGAAGUUCUCGGGCAAUCUCCGGUAUUUCUUAAGAUCAAGGUGGCCUUUCCAGUGAUGGUUAGUCAGCUUUCCCAUGCGAUUAGGAAACAUAAUUUGUGGCUUGAGCAAGUGCAUCUUUUCUUCAAGCUAAAGCCUUGCGACAGAUCAUGGAUUUUAUUUCUGGAACUCAAGGAACUUGGGAGCACGGAUGCCCUUAACUGCCCUGAGCUAGAUAUGGUUUUAUCUCAAUUUCACAAGGUUGAGUGGUGGAAGCAGCGUUGCCAUAACAUUGCAGGGACCUCAGUUGGAGAUGAGAAAUCACUGCUUCACAGUUUAGUAAAGAUAAAAGAUGCCCUUGAUAGAUCCUUGUACAUAUUUAGUCUAUCGAAGGGCUGCAAGGCAAGAGACCUAUGCAUGUGCUGCUCCAGAAACUUUGAAGAUCAGAAGUUUUUAACUUGUUCUAUGUGCAAUGACUGGUACCAUCUGCAGUGUAAAGGACAAACACUGGCUGAUACAAAUGAUCUGGCAUUAUGUAUCUGCCAUUAUUGCCACUUUUUUGAUAGUGGGAAGAUCUCUCAAGAUGUAGGCGGCCCUCUGAUAUUUGAAGGGAAGCGCGCUGAAUUGAAUAAACUCGUUGAGCUUCUAUCUGAUGCUGUGGAUUUCUCUGUAUGGAUUGAGGAGAGAAGUAUACUUAGUCAACUUGUGGAGAAAACUCUUGCAUGCAAAGCAUGCUUAGCAGAAGUUGUGGAUUUUGCAUUAACUUACCAUGAUGAAGAUCUCAGCAUAGUUGUUAAAAAGCUAUCGAUUGCUAUGAAGGCCAUAGAAGUGGCAGGCGUUUUUUAUCAUCAGGGUUGUUGCAAUUUUGAGCUGGCAUUAGCAAGAAACUCAUGGAGAGUCAGAGCCAAUAAACUUUUUGGAGGUCCACAAAAGCCCCUAAUCCAACAGAUGCAGCGACAUUUGAAAGAGGGGCUGGCUAUAAGAGUACCUCCCGAGGAUCACUUCUGGCAGAAACUUGCUGCAGUGAAACACAUUUGCACCCAGUGGGCAGAAAAGGCCAAGAAGGUUUCAAUGGACUCUGGAACGCUUGGAUUGGAAAACGUUUUUGAACUCGUUAUGGAGGGUGAAAACUUGCCUGUUCAAUACGAAAAGGAGCUUAAGUUAUUAAGAGAUCGAACUAUGCUGUACUGCAUCUGCCGGAAGCCUUAUGAUCAGAGAGCUAUGAUUGCUUGUGAUAAAUGUGAUGAGUGGUAUCACUUCGACUGCAUUAAGCUAUCCGCGACCCCCAAGGUUUAUAUAUGCCCUGCUUGUAAGCUUGAAACAGAGGACUUGCACUCGUCUCCCGUGGUGACUCUAGAUGGCUCAAUUGGCUCGAAAUGUGAGGAGCCUCAAACGCCUUCUCCACGUCGCCGAGAGUUUAGGCGCAAAUCAAGAAAACACAAGUCCAGCGCGAAGCGAAAGGUGGUGGUAACAACUGCUUGUCAGAGUAGUAAUGUUUUGAGGCAUUCUAGUGGGAUUGAGUGUUUGUUAUGGAGUAACCGCAAGCCUUUUAGAAGAGCAGCUAGAAAACGUUCACAGAUGGACAGUCUUUCACAAUUGUUUUACAUUCAAAAGUAAAUGUCAACAUAGAUAGAUGCCAAUCAUUCAAUCUAUUCAUUGAAUCAUUGAUUCUUGUC
Messenger RNA from Rhododendron vialii, 5881 nucleotides. Its product is annotated as lysine-specific demethylase JMJ17. Gene Ontology annotation, molecular function: histone demethylase activity; DNA binding. Bases 255 to 5822 code for a protein of 1855 amino acids. NCBI's taxonomy places the organism in Eukaryota, Viridiplantae, Streptophyta, Magnoliopsida, Ericales, Ericaceae. The record is from RefSeq and is a predicted model, not a curated record. Gene Ontology annotation, cellular component: nucleus. The transcript has 33 exons. Gene Ontology annotation, biological process: chromatin remodeling.